Molecule: messenger RNA, 2365 nt
Organism: Trichosurus vulpecula (common brushtail)
Lineage: Eukaryota; Metazoa; Chordata; Mammalia; Diprotodontia; Phalangeridae
Gene: GEMIN6
Product: gem nuclear organelle associated protein 6
Exons: 3
Coding region: 309-812 (167 amino acids)
Biological process (GO): spliceosomal snRNP assembly; spliceosomal complex assembly
Cellular component (GO): nucleus; SMN complex
Molecular function (GO): RNA binding
Source: RefSeq, a predicted model, not a curated record
UGCUGGCGCGUGCGCCUGGUGGGGUCCCGUGCUCUGCCGGCUCGCGCUCCUUCGCCGGCCCGCGGCGGGGAGGCAGCGUGAGUGAGAGGAUCCUCAGGAAGGCUGGGGUCCAGCGCAGGGCAGGGCCGCCGGGGUCGGAGCGGCUGCCUCCUCUGGAGGUUGACUCUUGGCACGCGCAUGGGCUCCCGGGACCGGCGGGGCGGGGAAGACAGCCCCUGUUAAUAGCUAGCAUUGAGAUUGCUUUGAAAGUGCUUUACAGAUACCGCAUUUAUCCUCACUCCCCACCCCCCGCGCCCCAGCUGAUCACCAUGAGUGAGUGGAUGAAGAAAAGCCCAUUAGAAUGGCAAGACUACGUAUAUAAAGAAGUCAGAGUGACAGCCAGUGAGAAGAAUGAAUAUAAAGGAUGGGUUUUAACAACAGACCCAGUCUCUGCCAAUAUCGUCCUUGUGAAUUUCCUCGAAGAUGGCACUGUGGCUGUGACUGGAGUCAUGGGACAUGCUGUGCAGACUGUUGAGACUUUGAAUGAAGACAAUCAGGAAGUGAGGGAGAAACUGAUGCAUAUGUUCAUGCCAGAAGAGAGUAAGGCCUACAACCCUGAGGACCUGGAAAAAAGGAAGAUCAGCUUGAAGUCCUGGCUGGAGAAGAAUCACAUCCCCAUCACUGAACAGGGAGAGUCACAAAGCACCCUCUGCGUUGCUGGGGUCCUGACCAUAGAGCCACCCUAUGGGCCUGAAGACUGCAGCAGUUCAAAUGAAAUUAUCUUGUCCAGAGUCCAAGAUCUUAUCCAGGGACAUCUUACAGCUUCUCAGUGAGACACCAAAACCUGUUGCUCAGCUUGCAGAAGGAAAGACUUCAUUUUUUUUCUCGGUAAAGCUUGUUGAGUUAAUUUUCUGGAGUUCUUUGAGUACAUUCUAUGCUUUUGAAAACUUUGGUGUUGCAAAUUAAUGCAGAGAUUCACUUGCCAGUGGUAUACUUUCUGUGUUUUGGAUACAGGAAAGCCAAGGAAGGGAGAGACUCACGGGCACAGGGAAACUCCUAUUCGUAAGACCUCUUUUUGUGAUGUGGAUCCAUGCUCCUCCUUUGUUAGCCAAGAGAUAAUGAGUGCUGGGGGAAAUGUGAUCUGAACCCACAGAAGAAAUUGUCACUGCAAAGCACAGUCUGUAAAUUCAUUUUUAGGAGGAGGAGAGGGAAACACUGUGAUCUGUGAUUUCAUGAGUAUAUGGAACUUCAUUUCACUGAUGUAAGAAGGGUACAUCUUCAAGUCUUAAGAAAAUUGCCUGCAGACUCAGUAGUUAAAUGACCAGCCAGGGUUCACAACUAAUACGUGUCAGAGGCAGGAUUUGAACCCAGGUCUUCCAAAUUCUAGGGUUGGCGCUCUGUCUGCUGUCAUGCUGCCUAAAAAAGUGCUUAUUCACAUUGAAUAUUAUUAGUAUUUUGGCCUUUUAUUGAUUAUCUAUAUUCUUAGCAUAAUGGCCAAAUUAGUUACAAGAUUUGAAUAUAUUUUUAGGUUGAAACGUCUCACGUUUGAUUGACCAUUAGGAAAAUCUUCUGUGCUUGACUCUUAUGAUUCUAGAAUUGUUUGGUGCCCUUAAAUUCUACAAUCAGAUUCAUUGGUUAAUAACAGCAGGGGAAAUUAUUCUUAAAGGAGAGUAAGAACUUGAAUCUAAGAAAAAAUAUCUGGAAGUUACAUUCUUUAUUAUCAGACUUUAUCAGGGUCUAAGCGAAGAUUGCUGGUAGGCAGUUCUGAUGGCUAACCCAGGGGGGGAUGGUAAGUAGGUUUUUAUGUUUGGAGAUUAGUAAACUGAAGACAUAAUUUCCUGGCCACUACUAAGUAGUUAGGUGGGUUAAAUAAUCUGCAAAUAAAACCUGAAGGCCCCAGGAUAAAUGAAUUGACUUUACCUUGGAAAGCUACUUGGCUAGAUAAUCAAGGUCAGGUCAGUGCUGGAAAUAGUUUCUUUGGGAUUAUUUUCACUUUACUCUCCCAUUUUCAAGUCUGUAGUGAAUCCUGGGAUCUUCCUUUUCCCCUAUUUUCUCCUACUUUCAAAAAGAACAUCUCAUAAAUAACCAGUGGCUGAUCUCAGCAUCCAAAGUUGUCUUUGAAUAUCCUUGCAUUGGGAGAGAGUGUUGAAUGACCUCCAGAACAUCUUCUAAGUCAGAGAUGAUAUGAUUCAUACAAAAAGAAAAUCUUUAUUCAUUCCUAUAUCCAUCCCUUCUCUCCAGUGAUUCAUUCUUUCUGUGACUUCUUUAGACCAGUGAUUUUCAACUCAAGUUUUGACAAGGUCUCUGAUUUUCUGUUGUUCCUCCAAAAAGCUAUGUAUUUUUAAAAAUGAAAAUGAAUUAAAAUUUAUUUUGUUUUAAAAAUUUU